Messenger RNA from Leishmania mexicana MHOM/GT/2001/U1103, 1296 nucleotides. RefSeq names its product origin recognition complex subunit 1 (ORC1),putative. The transcript has a single exon. Gene Ontology annotation, biological process: mitotic DNA replication checkpoint signaling; DNA replication initiation. Lineage: Eukaryota; Euglenozoa; Kinetoplastea; Trypanosomatida; Trypanosomatidae. The record is from RefSeq and is a predicted model, not a curated record. Gene Ontology annotation, cellular component: nuclear origin of replication recognition complex. Bases 1 to 1296 code for a protein of 431 amino acids. Gene Ontology annotation, molecular function: ATP binding; ATP hydrolysis activity; DNA replication origin binding.
AUGAAGCGGAGCCGGCGAACGGCCCAGCAGGAGGAUGUGAUGCGGGCGCUGAAGGAAGGCGUGCAGGCGCUGAGUGUGUCGAGCACGCUCUCCACAAAGGACCUUGUCUGCAGAGGGGACCACGCACGUGCCAUACAGGAAUUCCUCGAAGAUCCAAAGCAUCACACGAUGCAAAUAUUUGGAAUGCCUGGUACUGGCAAGACGGCCACCGUAAACUUUGCGCUGGCGCAACUGGCGUCGCAACGGGGUACCAAACCGACAGCUGUCUUCCUUAACGGCUUUGUUGUUCAAAAGAGCUCUGAUAUCUACUACACUCUCCAUCAUCACUUAACAAAGGCGAGGCUCGGGGCGGUGGAGCCAUGCCCGGUAGCGCAGUGCGCUUCGCGCGUCGAAAAGCACUUCCGGCGCGGGUGGGGCGGCAAGCCUCCUGCUCUGUGCGUAAUUGUGGUCGAUGAGGUGGAUAAAAUUCUGGAAAAACAUUCAAAGGGACUUUUUAAAGUAGUUGAUUGGCUUACUCUCCCGUACGCAAACUGCAAGCUGAUCACCAUCUCCAACAGUAUGGAACUGCAACUCGAUGCGAAAACAAAGAGCCGUCUCGGUGUAGUAAAUCAGCUCGUGUUCUCGUCGUAUGGCACUCAAGAGCUGCGUGAGAUUCUUUUGCAUCGUGUUGGCGCUAUUGAGCCGAAACUCUUUGCGGAUCAGGCGGUCAAUCAGCUCUGCACGCAAACGGCGUCGCACUAUGGUGACGUGCGGCGACUUUUGCAGUCUGCGUCUGCCGCCAUUUGUGGUGUUUUGAUGCGGAUUCAAGAUAACACUGUGGACGUCUCCUCUGCCGAUGGCAUUAUCACGCUGCGCGAGAUCCAUAGUGUUGUGCGGCAGAUUUUCCACGACAGAUUUGUCGAGUUUAUCACGACUAUGCGAAUGCCUGUCCUCUUUAUUACUGUGGCUGUCCUCGGCAAAGAGACAGAGGAGCUCAUCAGGAAGAGGGAAGUGGACUGCCGCCUUCCGCUGGAGCGCCUCCUGGCGAUCACGCAGCAGGCGCAGCGGAGGUGUAUGAAUGUCUCGCGGCCGAUUUCUCGGGUCGCCUUCGUGGAGGAAAUCGAGCUGCUUCGGCAAGUCUCUCUGAUAGAGGUCUGCAUCGGUGAAGAUCGCAUUCCCAUCCGCUGCGCUGAUGAGCUUCUUGACGCCAAGGAAGAAGUUUUCGUUUUCCUGCUUCAGCCGUAUCAAAUGGUAGUGGACUCCUGUCGCCUGCACGACGCAUUUGGCGCUACGUACGGGGCGGCACUGCACUUGUGA